AUGGAGAGGUUCAAGGGCAAAUGCGCCGCUGCUUUCUUGCACAGCUGGUUGAGCGGCCCCGAGGAGGACGUGGAGGAGUGGGAGGGGGGGGAGGCGAGGGUGGAGGCGGCAGCGAGGGAGGAGGCGGGGGUGAGGGAGGAGGGGGGGGCGAGGGAGGAGGAGGGGGUGAGGGAGGAGGGGGAGAAGAGGGAGGAGGGGGAGGCGAGGGAGGAGGGGAAGGAGGGGAAGGAGGGAGAAGAGCUAGAGGCGGAGUGGGCAUAG
Molecule: messenger RNA, 261 nt
Organism: Closterium sp. NIES-65
Lineage: Eukaryota; Viridiplantae; Streptophyta; Zygnematophyceae; Desmidiales; Closteriaceae
Source: the annotation of a GenBank genome assembly